GUUAGUUGCCUUAAAGAAGAACCAAAGGUCUCAUCUCAGGAAUAUCUGCUAUUGAGCCGAAGAAAUCCAUGGAGAUAUCUGCAAUUUGGGCUGUUGGGUUGUGCCUUUUUCUGGCUAGACAUGGGAUUGAGGCAGAGGCCUCUUAUCCUAGUUGCAGAAAUCUUCAAUCUAAUCCAACAGAGCAGCCUUACAGGACUGCCUACCACUUCCAGCCUCCGAAAAACUGGAUGAAUGACCCUAAUGGGCCAAUGUACUACAAUGGUGUUUACCAUCUGUUCUAUCAGUACAAUCCCUAUGCUGCAGUAUGGGGAAACAUUACAUGGGCCCAUUCCAUAUCUUAUGAUCUUGUCAAUUGGGUUCAUCUUGAUCAUGCUCUUAAUCCAACUGAUCCUUUUGACAUCAAUGGUUGUUGGACUGGUUCUGCCACAAUACUUCCCGGAGAAGAACCUGUCAUUAUAUACACUGGGGCAGAUACUCAAAACCUACAAGUCCAAAACAUGGCAGUGCCCAAGAACAUAUCUGAUCCACUCCUUAGAGAAUGGAUAAAAUCACCCCGUAAUCCCCUAAUGAGUCCUACUAACGGCAUUGAUGCAAACAAUUUCAGAGACCCUACCACUGCUUGGCAAGGCCCAGACAAAGUAUGGAGAAUCAUUGUUGGAAGCCUGAUAAAUGAUCAUGGUACAGCCCUUCUUUAUCGAAGUAGAGAUUUUGUGAACUGGACAAAGAGCCAAACCCCUCUUCAUUCAUCCAAUAAAACUGGAAUGUGGGAGUGUCCAGACUUCUACCCUGUCAGUACCAGAACUGGGGUUGAGACCUCUGUUCAAAAUGCAGAUACACAGCAUGUGCUUAAGGCAAGCUUCAAUGGGAAUGACUACUACACAAUAGGAAAAUAUGUGCCUGAAACCGAUACCUAUCUGGUCGAGACUGACUUCUUGGAUGCUGGUUCGGAUUUGAGAUAUGAUUAUGGGGAAUUUUAUGCUUCCAAAACAUUUUUUGAUGCUGCGAAAAAGCGGCGGAUACUGUGGGCCUGGAUACAAGAAUCUGACAUUUCAUCGGCUGAUAUUGAAAAAGGGUGGUCUGGGCUUCAGUCCAUUCCUAGGAGUGUUUUGCUCGAUCAAACUGGACGGCAAUUAGUACAGUGGCCUAUCAAAGAAAUCGAGGAACUACGUGAAAACCAAGUGACCCUCUUAAAUAAGGAGGUCAGGGGUGGUUCUGUACUUGAAGUUCCUGGUAUUACAGCUUCACAGGUUGAUGUAGAAGUUUCAUUUGAUUUCCCACAUUUCAAAGAAGCAGAGGUCUUGGAUCCCAGUUGGGUUGAUCCCCAACUGCUCUGUACUCAAAAGAAUGCAUCUGUUAAAGGCAGCAUUGGGCCAUUUGGUCUGUUGGUUUUGGCCUCUAAGGAUCUGACAGAACAAACUGCAAUCUUCUUUCACAUAUUCAAAACUCAUAAUAAGAAAUACGUUGUGCUUAUGUGCAGUGAUCAGAGCAGGUCAUCUUUGAGGCAAGACGUUGAUAAAACAAGCUAUGGAGCUUUUGUUGAUAUAGAUCCUCUUCGUGAGAAGAUUUCCCUUAGAGGCUUGAUAGACCAUUCUAUUGUUGAGAGUUUUGGUGGGGAAGGGAGGAGCUGCAUAACUGCAAGGGUUUAUCCAGAGUUGGCUAUUAAUAAAGAAGCACACUUGUAUGUAUUUAACAAUGGAACUCAAAGUGUGAAAAUCUCAAGACUUGAUGCUUGGAGCAUGAAGAAAGCUGAGAUUGUUCCUACCAAUAGAAGAAGAAACUCCCAUUUCAACUAAGAAGAGAGCUCAGCUCAUGAGCUCUUGACCACUUCUGACUCACCAUUAGUCACCUCAAAGUGAGUUGUGUGGUGAACAUUUGGCCUGAAGUCUGGAACUUUUAGCCCAAAAUUAGUGCCUUUAAUGUGUUUUAUAUUUUUGGGGAAGAAAAUGGGACAGUAAAUGGGCAAUUUAUGAAGAUUUUGAUGCAUCGAUCAAUGAAAAUAAUCUAGAAAGUGACUAACUUUGUUUGUGGCA
Vitis riparia (riverbank grape) is the source of this 2030-nucleotide messenger RNA. Its product is annotated as beta-fructofuranosidase, insoluble isoenzyme CWINV1-like. Gene Ontology annotation, biological process: carbohydrate metabolic process. The record is from RefSeq and is a predicted model, not a curated record. The transcript is spliced from 7 exons. NCBI's taxonomy places the organism in Eukaryota, Viridiplantae, Streptophyta, Magnoliopsida, Vitales, Vitaceae. Gene Ontology annotation, molecular function: hydrolase activity, hydrolyzing O-glycosyl compounds. Bases 69 to 1793 code for a protein of 574 amino acids.